Molecule: messenger RNA, 765 nt
Organism: Caenorhabditis remanei
Lineage: Eukaryota; Metazoa; Nematoda; Chromadorea; Rhabditida; Rhabditidae
Exons: 3
Coding region: 1-765 (254 amino acids)
Biological process (GO): axon guidance; dendrite self-avoidance; homophilic cell-cell adhesion
Cellular component (GO): axon; plasma membrane
Molecular function (GO): cell-cell adhesion mediator activity
Source: RefSeq, a predicted model, not a curated record
AUGAACUUGCUUCUUCUGUGCCUCGUGGCCGGUUCCUUGGCCUAUGUGUCAACAACAACCUACUCGAGAUAUCGCAACGCCUCUGCUCACGAGUCUAUUGUGCUCAACGCGCAACAACUCCGCGAGGAGCCGAUGCUCAAGAUAACAAGAGGACUGGAGCCACUCAAAGCGUUGACCGAAAAGAAAUUGGUGCUCACCUGUGAUGUCCUCUACCGUCCUGCUGCAACCAUCAUGUGGACAUUCAACGAACUCCCCAUCCAAGGAGACCUGGAAAUCUCGAUGGAAGAUAAAAUAAUCAACAUGGAUACACCAGUCUAUGAAGCAGGCAAUCUUCGUUCCACAUUGACCAUCGAGUGUCCAUCCACCGCGGAUACUGGAGUGUAUCGAUGCAUCACCACAAACGGAAUCGAAACGGUUUCCAGUGCGGCUUGGAUCGAGUUUGUAUCCUCCGGCGAUGAAUGCAAAUCGAACGGAAUCAGUGGUCCUGUCAUCACCCAAUGGUCCUACUCCAGAUUUGAAUACCGAGGAAACGCGGCAAUUUUGGUUUGCCGUGCGGAUCGCCCAGCAGAAUGGAUCUGGAAGAAUGCCGAUAAUGAGACCAUCGAAACCGGGGGACGCUUUGAGAUUCUUCCAAACGGAGACCUCUUGAUUCAAAACAUCAGUUGGGCUGAUAUGGGACCAUACUUCUGCACUGCUCGCAAUGAGUUUGGAGAAUCCGGAGAAGUCACCUUCCUCUAUCCGUUCCGGGCACCAAGACGCUUCUAA